Messenger RNA from Polypterus senegalus (gray bichir), 1948 nucleotides. RefSeq names its product serine protease 53-like. The transcript is spliced from 10 exons. The coding region runs from base 233 to 1768 and encodes 511 amino acids. Gene Ontology annotation, biological process: proteolysis. NCBI's taxonomy places the organism in Eukaryota, Metazoa, Chordata, Cladistia, Polypteriformes, Polypteridae. The record is from RefSeq and is a predicted model, not a curated record. Gene Ontology annotation, molecular function: serine-type endopeptidase activity.
AAUGUAAUUAUUACACAUUGCUUUGCAAAUAUAAGACUCUGACUCUGUGCAACAAGGGGAAAGACAACGACAGACAGAGUGAGAGCAAGCGGAUCUGCUAACUUGCAGGCUGAGCCUCCUUCCUCUUCACUCACGUUUGUACUUGGAAACCCAGCAGUCUGUGAUCUUCUCUACCAGCACCAAAACACAUUAAUUGUGAAACAUCUGGACAUUGAGGCUUUUAGGAGUGACAAUGCAAUCCUGGCAUUGUAUGCUGACUAUUGCUGGCCUUGUGAUCACACUGACGUGCAAUGAAUCCUUUGCUGCAGUGAUCAUUAAUGGGCAAGAGGCCCAGCCCCACUCUAGACCUUACAUGGCAUCUGUGCAGAUCAAUGAGAAGCACAAGUGUGGCGGAUUCCUGGUAGACAAGUAUUUUGUGAUGACAGCAGCCCACUGUAGAGAUAAGAAUAGGACACUCACCGUUGUCCUGGGAGCUCACAGACUCAGCAAGAUCCAACCGCAGUGGCGCUUCUCAGUGGAGGACUACUAUCCUCACCCAAAUUACCAAAGAAGAAAGUACGAAAAUGACAUCAUGUUGUUGAAGCUAGUAAAGCCAGCAGUGAAGAUCCAGGAUGUGAAAGAAAUUAAACUGGCAAAGACAGACAAGAAUGGUAAACCAGGGAGCUUAUGUGAGGUGUCCGGCUGGGGGGUAACUCCAUCCAGUCGGCCAUCCACUGAAAGGUUACAGGUGGCCAACGUGACAGUGAUAGAUGAAAAAAAGUGUCGGCACUACUGGAAAGAACACUACAUACCUAAUGUCUUGUGUACAGGAGGCACUAAGAGAAGUGGAGGCUUCUGUCAGGGUGACUCAGGCGGGCCCUUAGUUUGCCAAAAUCUUGCAGUGGGAGUGGUGUCUUUCCGCCAUGGCAGCAACUGUAAUAAUCCAGAGACACCAAAUGUGUAUACCAAGAUUUCCAGAUACUUAAAGUGGAUUCAGAAAACCAUAAUUUCAGUUUUCGUGAAGCCACAAAUUGAAAACAUGAAGAUAAAUCCUUUGCAGUUUUAUUGCUUGCUGGUCUUUUUAAGCAUCUUGGGCCGUGGCUCAUCCCGGGAUGGCAUUGUGGGUGGACGAGAAGCUGCCCCUCACUCCCGACCCUACAUGGUGUCUUUGCAGGUAGAUGGGAUUCAUGAUUGUGGUGGAGUGCUGCUGAGAGAGGACUUUGUGCUGACCGCUGCCCACUGUGAAAGGUCGUAUGUCGCUGUUCUCGGAGCUCAUUCCCUUAAAGACCAUGAGAGUUCAAAGCAGAGUAUUGAAGUUGCUAAGUCCAUCCCUUACCCCACAUAUAAAACAGGUGACACUAAAAAUGACAUCCAGCUCUUGAAGCUGAAAAGUAAUGCCACACUGAACCGCUUUGUCAGCCAGAUUCCCAUCAAGGAUUGUGGUUGUCUACCAAAGUAUGUCCUCUGCAGCACAGCAGGAUGGGGUGACAUGUAUGACAAUUUCACCUUCCCAGAUAGGCUGCGUGAAGUGAACACUACAGUCAUCAGGCAGAGAAGAUGUGCACACAGCUGGCCCGCUGUCACCCGGAGAAUGAUAUGUGCCACAGACCACGGAGCCGUGCAGGGCUUCUGCUCCGGAGAUUCUGGAGGUCCACUGGUCUGUGAUGGAGUCUGUGAGGGAGUGGUCUCUUUCUCUCAUUUCAAGUGCGGAGAUCCCAGAUAUCCAGAUGUUUACACAAGGGUCUGCAUGUACAACAGCUGGAUUCGCUGGGUGAUGAGAAGAUACUGAUUAGAAGAUGCUGGGUACAAUGAAAUGUGGAAAAAAAAUGCAGCUUUGUCAAAUAAACCUAGAUUAUAAUGACCACACCAGUAGGUUGGUUUGAAGAAAAAUUGUCUGCUAUAUUAAUAAAUGUAAUGUAAAAUUUAAAAGCAAUUCACAGAACUACAGUAAAUGCUUGCUGAAAUAAAA